UCUCCUGCGUAACCCAAGAGUCUGGCUGCUCAGACAAACUGUGCGCGGUGUUGUGCUGAUGCUCCGGGUGAUGCGCACGGUGCUGUAGCGGGCCUGUGGGCUGUGACAUGCCGGGAGGAGUGCAGUGGACCCCGGGGUGCACACAGACAUGCAGCGGGCCGUGGAGGAGCUGGUCCGGGUGCUGGAGACGUACCGCGGCAGGGACAAAGUGAUCCGGACGGCGUGUUAUGGGGCUCAGCUGGUGGGUGGAGUCUUGUGUCGUGACUCCUCUCCUGAUGGAUCGUCUCGGCGUUUGGGGCGGAGCCUGCUUCUGUUCUCCACUCAGCUCAGCCACUGCAGAACCGUCCUGAGGCUAUUUGAUGACCUGUCCAUGUUGGCUUACUCCCAGAGCUACGGCCUGGGCGCUACGGUCAGCGUCAGCACCACACCCUCACAUCACAAACAUCAUGAUAUAGACCUGAACUCAAGUCACCAGAUUUCUGAAUAUGAAAUGAGAUGAAUGAGAUUUGACUUUAA
Molecule: messenger RNA, 516 nt
Organism: Boleophthalmus pectinirostris (great blue-spotted mudskipper)
Lineage: Eukaryota; Metazoa; Chordata; Actinopteri; Gobiiformes; Gobiidae
Product: peroxisomal membrane protein 11C-like
Exons: 2
Coding region: 149-499 (116 amino acids)
Biological process (GO): peroxisome fission
Cellular component (GO): peroxisomal membrane
Source: RefSeq, a predicted model, not a curated record